Messenger RNA from Girardinichthys multiradiatus, 2652 nucleotides. RefSeq names its product copine-3-like. Gene Ontology annotation, cellular component: plasma membrane. The transcript is spliced from 16 exons. Lineage: Eukaryota; Metazoa; Chordata; Actinopteri; Cyprinodontiformes; Goodeidae. Gene Ontology annotation, molecular function: receptor tyrosine kinase binding; calcium-dependent phospholipid binding. The coding region runs from base 165 to 1805 and encodes 546 amino acids. Gene Ontology annotation, biological process: cellular response to calcium ion; ERBB2 signaling pathway. The record is from RefSeq and is a predicted model, not a curated record.
CAGGACUGGGCUCCACCCACACCGACUCGCCCAGCUGUUGUUGUCAGAUAAACAUGUUUUUCUCAUUCGGCCAGAAGCGAAAUAAUUUGUUGGAUCAAGAGCUUUCAAAUCAGAAGCAAAACGGAUAAAUUAAUCCGAUCGUCUCCUCAACACACCGAGCUGAAAUGGCCUCAGCGGUGGCCUCGGCACCCAGGGCCACUCACUUGACCACCAAGGUGGAGCUGACUAUCUCAUGUGAAAACCUGAUGGACAUGGACGUCCUCUCCAAGUCGGACCCUCUGUGCGCCCUUUACAUCAACGCUUCAGGCUCCCACUGGUACGAGUUUGGUCGCACAGAGAUGAUCCUGAACUGCCUGAACCCAAAGUUUGCCAGGAAGUUUGUCAUUGACUACAACUUCGAGAUGGUGCAGAGGCUGAGGUUUUGCGUGUAUGACAUCGACAAUAGUACCUAUGACCUGAGUGAUGAUGAUUUCUUAGGGGAGCUGGAAUGUACCCUUGGUCAGAUAGUUUCCAACAGGCAGAUGACCCGACCGUUGCUGCUGAAGGACAGGAGACCGGCAGGCAUUGGGACCAUAACUAUCUGUGCUGAAGAAAUAACAGACACAAGAGUAGCAAACUUUGAAGUGUCAGCCCGCAGGCUUGACAAAAAGUUUCUUUGGUGGUCCGAUCCCUUCUUGGAAUUCUACAAGCAGAUGGAAACAGGAUGGCAGCUGGCUCACAGGACAGAGCAGGUUGUUUACAACAACAUGAACCCAGUAUGGAGACCUUUCCGCAUUUCACUGCGAGCUCUCUGUGGGGGAGAUGUGGAAAAACCAAUAAAGGUUGAUUGCUAUGACCAUCAUGUGAGCGGCUCGCAUGACCUUAUUGGGAGCUUUAGAGCCUCACUAGCAGAGAUGUUAGCAGGAACGCAUCUUUCACCAGCUGAAUUUGAAUGCAUUAACUCCAAAAAGCUGAAAAACAAAAAAUAUAAAAACUCUGGGGUUAUCUGCAUAAAACGCUGCCAGGUGGAGAAUGAAUAUAGCUUCUUGGAUUAUAUAAUGGGAGGAUGUCAGAUCAACUUUACUAUUGCCAUUGAUUUUACAGGCUCUAACGGGGAUCCCAUGUCCCCUCAGUCCCUCCACUAUAUCAACCCUGAGGGCUACAAUGAAUACCUGACAGCUAUCUGGGCUGUGGGUAACGUCAUCCAAGACUAUGACAGUACUAAGAUGUUUCCAGUGUUUGGAUUUGGAGCCCAGAUCCCUCCAUCAUGGCAGGUUUCUCAUGAGUUUCCUAUUAACUUCAAUCCAACAAAUCCCUUCUGUGCAGGGAUAGAGGGAGUGGUGCAGGCCUACCGGCAGUGUCUGCCUAACCUGAAGCUGUGGGGUCCUACCAACUUCUCUCCAAUAAUCAACCAUGUGGCCUGCUUUGCCAGACAAGCUCUCCAGCAGAACAUGGCAUCACACUACUUUGUGCUGCUCAUCCUGACAGACGGAGUGAUCACAGACAUGGACCGGACGCGUGCAGCGAUCGUGGAGGCCUCUCGUCUGCCCAUGUCCAUCAUCAUAGUGGGCGUUGGUGGUGCAGACUUCAGUGCGAUGGAGUUCCUUGACAGCGACGACAGACUGCUGCUUUCCCCCACGGGGGAGGCUGCCGCCAGAGACAUUGUGCAGUUUGUGCCUUUCAGAUAUUUACACGGAAAUAGUGUGACCCUUGCCCAAAGUGUCCUGGCAGAGCUUCCUGAUCAAGUGUCGUCCUUCUUCAAUUCCUACAAGCUAAAACCACCAAACGUCUUCAGUGUGCCAUCCCAAUCAGAAGGGUUAAUUUAACCGUCUUGUUUGGAAAUCGCCUGCCUGCAUCUCCUCCUGUCUUUUUUUAUUCAUUUAGCAUGGAACAGUGCAAAGAAAAACACAAUACCUACCUCUCUGACUGAAAUGUCCUUUAAUGUACUAAAUCAGACCUGUCACAACGGAAUUUAUAAUCCAAGCACUGUUGUGAUAUUUGCAAGCGUUCACAAUAACUGAGUCACAAUAUGUUUUGUUGUAUCAAUGCUUGCAGGGUUCUGUGAAUAAAUGCAUGAUAAUAUUGCAAAACUUGGAGGUUGUUGAGCUGAGGAACUGUAAUGUAUUUGUGUAUUGCAUCUGGAUAUCAUGUCUUAUAUAAGAAAAACUCACAGUAGCAGAAGUGUUAAGUCUGAGUGUUGUGCUCCAAGAAUGUAACAAGAAGUGUUGUGCAUUCUGCCAUUUUGAAGUGAAUUAAGUUUAUGAAAUUUAAUGUGCAGCUGUGCUCUGUUUGGACCGAUAGCGUUAGAACUCUGUAGGACUGAGAUCUGAAAAGAGCCCUUAGAUCUUCUAGCCAGACGCUCUUAGUGCAGCCGAUGGCCAAAUUAAAGGAUUUUGAUGACUCCCUGUCUCUGGAACAAGCUGCCCCUUGAGAUUCGUAAUGCUGAGUUUGUACAGUCUUUUAAAUCGCUCCUGAAAACUCACUUUUUUAUAUCAGAGCAGUUAGGUUGUGAUGUUUCUAUAUUUUAUCUUUUUAUCCUAUUUGAAUUGUAUAUGUCGGUUUUCUUGGUUUUGGUCUUGUUUGUUGUUACCUUUAUAUGUGAAGAACUUUGGUCAACAUUAAGUGUUGUUGUGCUAUAUAAAUGUGCUAUAUAAAGGAAAUUGACAUUCAUGA